AUGGAGGGCGAGGAUCGGGUCGAGCCCGUCGAGCACGUGGAGCCCGUCAAGGCAAUGGGCUUUCACCGUCUGCCUGCGGUGCAGACGGUGCAACCACGACUGCCAGAGGCCCCACCCAACGAUGUCGGGGCUAAAGGUGGGACGAAAAAGGAAAAUCCAGAAAGCAGCGUGCCCUUCGAUGCAGCAGCUAUGACCAGUGAAAUGUCACCGACUUUUCGUUUUUUCAUGGAAAAGUUGGCCCAUCAGCAUUUAGUCGAGCUGUCGGGGAACACAGCCAUUGGUGUUGGCAGUGUUGGCACUGCGUCGUUGGCCCGCGGUCUGGCCUCGCCGAAAGUGUAUGGCAGCAAGGUGUCCAGCGGCAAAAUGUCACCCGACAACUCUGGUCAGGAAGGCUCACAACUGGGAUCGCCUGCUUCGCUUCCAGAGGAACUCCAGGAGUCUGGCCGUCGAAAGCGGCGGAUCUCUCAACUGAUGUGUCAACAGCACAAGAAUGCCACCAAGGUGAAAGCAAGUAGGAUCAUGCAGACCUUCGAGGAUUUAGGCCCAAUCGAGCAGUCGGUUGAACUCGCAGCAGAGGCUCCCAAGAAGGAGACUGCGCUGGUCAAGCUGCAAGUUUUUUUGCAAUCUUCUUUCUACGAAAUGUUGGUGGCCGGCUUGCUUUGUGUUUAUGUCCUGUGGCUGGGUGUCGAGUUGCAAAUCUUCGGAGCGAAAAGUGGAUAUGAGCUUGGAGUUCUGGAAGGCACGUUGAUCCCCACAGCAAGCCUUGCGUAUUGGGACUCCGUUGUGUUUCCUGCCGUGGACCUCAUGUUCACAGUAGUCUUUACAGCGGACGUGGUAGUGCGCAUGGCCGUAUUGGGUAGGGCUUUCUGGAAGAUUGCCCUGAACUACAUCGAUGUCCUGGUGACCCUGGCUGCAUUCGCGGAACUGGUUUUCUUUUGGGCUUUCAGAACAGAGAUGGGCGUGAAUCCGAUGCUUUUUCGCUUGCUGCGAAUUGGCAAGUUAGCGCGAGCUAUUCGGAUGGUAGCUAUGAAUAGUGUGCUUCAGUCUUUGCAGAUCUUGACGCGCUGCCUGGCCUCCAGUACCACCAUGCUGUUCUGGACCUUUCUCUUGCUGACCUUCUUUCAAUGCGUUGCUGGUCUCGUGGCUUCUACGCUCUGUCGCGAUUUCAUUGAGGACACCACGCAGGAUGUGAAAGUGCGGGAAGAUGUCUACAGAUACUACGGAACGUUCACUCGCACAUUUCUGACGAUGUUUGAGAUACUGUUUGCGAAUUGGAGUCCACCGUGCCGUGUGCUUGUGGACAACAUCAGCGAAUGGUUUUCCCUUUUCUUCCUGGUUUACAGGUGCAUCUUGGGUUUUGCAGUUCUGAACGUUGUCAAUUCAGUUUUUGUGCAGCAAACCAUGCGCAUAGCAACCAGCGAUGAGCAGCUGGCUUUCAAGAAGAAGGAGCAGGAACUCGCUUCUUACACUCGCAAGGUGAAGAACUUGUUCGCCACCAUGGAUCAGUCUGGGGAUGGGGUCAUCAACUUCGAAGAAUUUUCCAAACUGGUGCAAUCGCCAAUGCUUCAGUUCCUGUUGAGCCAGUGCCUUGGAACAGCUAAGCAGAAAUCAUCGCGAGUGCUGGGAAAAUGA
Molecule: messenger RNA, 1632 nt
Organism: Cladocopium goreaui
Lineage: Eukaryota; Dinophyceae; Suessiales; Symbiodiniaceae
Source: the annotation of a GenBank genome assembly